GCAGAAAGUGGUAAGAAGACCGGCGUUUCAACUCAAGCUGAAGUUACACAUACCUAACUCUAAACUACACCUAUACUUGAGAGUCCAGGUUACCUAAUCCCCCUUUUUAGUUUCCUUCUCAACCUCGUAACAUUGAAGUCUUAUAGCCUACUUGCAUAGGUACCUACCUAUUAUAUCAUUCCGAAGUCUCACUACCGUCCUACCAAAAUCGAACAAACAUGGCGUCUCUAGAAACGGUGGAGUCCUUCGUAGAAGGCGCACCGCCAGGCGAGCUUGCCGACGUGAUCAACGACAUCAAAGCCCUCACCAUCAACGAGCCCGAGCUCGUCUCCCAGCUAGGCCCCGCCUUCGAGCGCUACAACGAGGACCAGUUCGUCACCGCGAAGCUGCCCGGGAGUGCCCAGCAGGUCGUUAUCAGCGAGCACAGCUCUCUCGGCAACGGUCGCUACUACGACGUCGAAAGUUCCUCCAGCUUCGAUUUCGACCACACCACCCUAAAAGCGAGUAACGUGCAAAGCCACGUGCUAGAAGGACCCCAGGCCGAGUUGGUGAAAUCUACGCUGAAAAGCUUAUCCGCAUACGUCAAGGAGCAUUUCCCAAAUGCCUCGUACGGCGCGUAUCCCAUCGAGAACGACACCAAGAUAGCCAUCAUCAUCGUCGCCAACAAGUAUAGUCCUAACAACUUCUGGAACGGCCGUUGGCGUUCCCUCUACAUUUACGACCCCGCUUCGAGCCACCUUACGGGCAGCAUCAGGGUUGACGUGCACUACUACGAAGAUGGCAACGUGCGCCUCCUCACCAACAAGCCCGUCUCCACGUCCUCAUCCUCCGGCACCGGCGCCGGCAUCUCCAAGGACAUCUCCGCCGCCGAGAAGAAGUACCAGGAGGAGCUGAACCGGGGGUUUACGAGUCUCAGCGAGGGCGCCUUCAAGGGCCUACGCCGACAACUGCCCGUCACGCGGCAAAAGAUCGAGUGGGACAAGGUCGCGAGUUACCGCGUGGGACAGGACAUUGGCGGCUCGAGGAGAUAAGCUGGUGCUUAGUUUUAGAGGGGGGAUAAAAAAAGGGGAGGAGGCAAGGAGGUCAUUUAUUAGAUGUUGCUUUUGAGAGGGGGUGCUAGAAUUGGCAAGCCUUCAUACAUAUGAUAUUCUAGCCUAGAGGAUGUCCGGUGGUGAUGGUGAUGAAAAAAACGAAUGAAGAGUUUGUUUUUCAGAACUCUCUAUAUACAUAUUAUAUAAAUGUUCCUAGGUCGUCACGUAGGUACUAAUAAAACAUACCAACGAUUCAAGCUUAUCG
This is a messenger RNA of Hypoxylon fragiforme, 1296 nucleotides long. RefSeq names its product subunits of heterodimeric actin filament capping protein Capz. Gene Ontology annotation, molecular function: actin filament binding. Gene Ontology annotation, biological process: barbed-end actin filament capping; actin cytoskeleton organization. Bases 219 to 1031 code for a protein of 270 amino acids. The record is from RefSeq and is a predicted model, not a curated record. The transcript has 4 exons. Gene Ontology annotation, cellular component: actin cortical patch; F-actin capping protein complex. Lineage: Eukaryota; Fungi; Ascomycota; Sordariomycetes; Xylariales; Hypoxylaceae.